Melospiza georgiana is the source of this 1410-nucleotide messenger RNA. It is a transcript of the gene USH1G, whose product is annotated as USH1 protein network component sans. Gene Ontology annotation, molecular function: protein binding. NCBI's taxonomy places the organism in Eukaryota, Metazoa, Chordata, Aves, Passeriformes, Passerellidae. The transcript has 2 exons. Gene Ontology annotation, biological process: equilibrioception; sensory perception of light stimulus; sensory perception of sound. Bases 1 to 1410 code for a protein of 469 amino acids. The record is from RefSeq and is a predicted model, not a curated record.
AUGAAUGACCAGUACCACCGAGCCGCCCGGGACGGCUACCUGGACCUGCUGAAGGAAGCCACCAAGAAGGACCUGAACUCGCCCGAUGAGGAUGGCAUGACCCCGACCCUAUGGGCCGCCUACCACGGCAACCUGGACGCGCUGCGCCUCAUUGUCAGCAGAGGGGGUGAUCCAGACAAAUGUGACAUCUGGGGGAACACCCCCCUCCACCUGGCAGCAGCCAACGGCCACCUGAACUGCCUCUCCUUCCUCAUCUCCUUUGGGGCCAACAUCUGGUGCCUGGACAAUGACUACCACACCCCGCUGGACAUGGCAGCCAUGAAGGGGCACAUGGAGUGUGUGCGGUACCUGGACUCGAUUGCUGCCAAGCAGAGCAACCUCAACCCCAAGCUGGUGAGCAAACUGAAGGACAAGGCCUUUCGGGAUGCAGAGAGGAGGAUUAAGGACUGUGUCAAGCUGCAGAAGAAGCACCACGAAAGGAUGGAGAAACGCUACAGAAAGGAGAUGUCAGAUAAUUCGGAUACCAUGAGCUUUUCCAGCUAUUCCAGCAGCACCUUAAGCAAGAAGUUCCAGCACAUGUCUAUGGUGACUUCCCUGCCAUAUUCACAAGCCACCAUCCAUGGCACAGCCAAGGGAAAGACGAAAAUACAAAAGAAAUUAGAGAAGAAGAAGCAGGUGGACGGGACAUUCAAGAUCUACGAGGAUGGCAGGAAAAGCGUGCGGUCUCUGUCUGGCCUGCAGCUGGGCAACGAUGUCAUGUUUGUGAAGCAGGGCACGUACGCCAGCCCGAAGGAGUGGACGCGCCGCAACAUCCGCGACAUGUUCCUCACGGACGAAGACACCGUCUCGCGUGCCAUAAGCGACCCAGGUUUGCACAUGGACUCGGCCCACUCCGAGGUCAGCACCGACUCCGGACACGACUCCUUGUUCAACCGCCCCGGGCUGGGCACCAUGGUGUUCCGGCGCAACUACGUCAGCAGCGGGCUCUUCGGCAUCGGCCGCGAGGACGGCGCCGCGCCGGGCGAGGACGGCGCCGACGGCCUGGGCGUCAGACUGCGGAGCCGCCUGCAGCGCUCGCCAAGUCUCAACGACAGCAUUGGCAGUGCCAACAGCCUGCAGGAGAGGAACGCCGAGGAGCUGCCCUGGGAUGAGGUGGAGCUGGGCUUAGAUGAUGACGACGAACCGGACACCAGCCCCUUGGAAACUUUUCUGGCUUCCCUGCACAUGUUUGAAUUCAUCUCCAUCCUGAAGAAGGAAAAGAUUGACUUGGAGGCCCUCAUGCUGUGUUCAGACCAUGACCUGAAGAGCAUCAAUAUCCCUUUGGGCCCCAGGAAAAAGAUUGUGGAUGCCAUCCAGAGGAGACGACAAACGCUGGAGAAGCCAGAUGUCAUUGUAGACACUGAACUGUAA